AUGCCUCCCACUCGGGACCCUUUCCAGCACCCUAUGCCAGAUAACGACGAUUCCUACCUGGGAAAACAGCAGGCUUCCAAGAAACCGCCGUACAAGAAUCCAACUCAUCUGGCUCAGCAACAAGAACCCUGGAGCCGGCUCAACUCCACUCCCACAAUUACCUCCAUGAGGCGUGAUGCCUAUUUUUUUGACCCCAAGACACCAAAGGAUGACCUGGACUUCCGCUUAGCAGCCCUGUACAACCACCAUACCGGGGCGUUCAAGGACAAAAGUGAGGUACUAUUACACGAGGAGACCAUCCAACCAUCUUCUAGAAUCAAGAUCCAAUUCCCUGGAGAAUCUUCACCCGCUCCUCUGCUACCCCCUAUCACUUCCCGGGCUAACAUCAGACACUGGAUCAACCCAAAGAAGGAGUCUAUUCACAGCAUCCAGGGAUCUAUAGUGUCCCCUCACACUGCAGCCACCAACAGAGGUUACUCCCGAAAGAACGACGGUGGCUUCUUCUCCACCUAGGCCCCUGGACGGAUGGAUCGUGGGGGCACCUGCUGUCGUCUGCCUCCAUUAAACAGAUUUGUUCAAGAUGAAGUCUGAAGUGUCUCUUACCCACGGACUACGAGUUGCCACUUGACUCUUAAAAUACGG
Lepus europaeus (European hare) is the source of this 642-nucleotide messenger RNA. It is a transcript of the gene CFAP276, whose product is annotated as cilia and flagella associated protein 276. Bases 1 to 513 code for a protein of 170 amino acids. The transcript has 5 exons. The record is from RefSeq and is a predicted model, not a curated record. Lineage: Eukaryota; Metazoa; Chordata; Mammalia; Lagomorpha; Leporidae.